Messenger RNA from Nomia melanderi (Alkali bee), 3016 nucleotides. Its product is annotated as transmembrane protein 181. Lineage: Eukaryota; Metazoa; Arthropoda; Insecta; Hymenoptera; Halictidae. Gene Ontology annotation, molecular function: toxic substance binding. The record is from RefSeq and is a predicted model, not a curated record.
ACACGCGCAUAAUAGAAAGAUGUGUUUCAUCGAUCUAGUAGUAGUCGUCGGUCGGUAAAAGCUUGUGAGUUUUUUUUGUGACAAUGGAAUUAUCGGAUGUUGAUGGAAGAGAAGAAGAUGCGUGAGACGUUGAAUGCAAAGUUUUGAUCGUUACGUUAGAGAAGAGAUUCGUUGGAAAGAAAAUAGCGAGUAGCAACCCUGUUUUCGUCUCUAUCGUCACAUGGCGGUCUGCGCUAGAAAAAUCAAUACUACCACAUCAUGAUGUCGGACGGUCUGUCAUUUCGUAACACAUCGUCGCGGAGUUGAUAUUUUUUCGUUCGCUGGCGAAUGGAUGUACUUGCGACAUUGGUAUUGUCUUUUCAAAUGUUUCAAGCACUCGGCAUGAGAAAGUGAACGCGUAAAAGUUAUCCGAGACACCGUUGGUGAAUGGCUGGAAUCUCCGAGUUAGAAACGUUCUUUCCCAGUUCAGUGAUCUUUUCAGCGAGUUUAACAAGUAUAUCGCCCCUGCUUAUCACCAUGAUCGGUGCGAAAGAUCGGUGCAAAUGCGGCUAUAUUCUAUGCACAAGAGAGAGUUUGUUAUGGUAUUCGUUGCCUUCUUUGCCUGUUUUAUACUGGAAGUGUUUAUCGGGCUUGCAGGACCUCCGAUUACUUCGACGAGCGAACAGAAGGCUCAUUCGAACGGCAGCGAAGUGGCUACCGGCCCGUUUGUCAUGAAAACACCCUCGGUGUCCACUUACAGUCAACAAUUAUGGGUGAUCGCGAAACUACUCACGUCCAAUAACGACGACGAACGAUACGACAAAAGUUUCCAAAUCAGUGUCUCGAUAGACGGCUUUACCGAGGAUCGUAAACUUGUACCCGUUUUAUCUUCGGAAACCGGACACAAUAGAACCAGACGUUUGAAAUGCGAAAGGCAAACUUGCGAGGAACUAGUGGUUGCUCAUCUUGGAUUCCUCGAUUACAGUUACUAUAUAAUUACCGUUCGUUUCCACGGACUUGAGAAUUUCCACCAACGUUAUAACAUACGCGAGCUCACAUUCUACUUCAAGAAUUACAACCCAGCUUUUACAGAAUUUGAAAUAUGGUUUCGUCUAAUGUUUCUGUUGACCGCAUUCGGAAUUAUGUGUUGGUUCGGGCAUUCUCUCCGAAAGUACCCGUUGCACGACUGGUCGAUAGAACAGAAAUGGAUCUCUAUACUCCUUCCGCUGCUAAUUUUAUACAACAAUCCUAUGUUCCCUAUGAUAUUCUUGGUGAAUUCUUGGGUGCCCGGCAUGGUGGAUGCAAUUUUACAAACAACAUUCCUUUGCGCGGUUCUCAUGUUCUGGUUAUGCGUCUACCAUGGCCUUAGGCAGAACGAGAGACGUCUGGUCACGUUUUAUUUGCCGAAAGUGUUGGUGGUCGGUUUACUGUGGUGUUCGGCCUUGAUUCUGGCAACGUGGCUCCGUUGCACGGAACUGGAAGACCCGACCUAUAAUUAUGUUCUGGAUACAUCCAAUUAUUUCGGCUUCAAGGUGUUCUUCUUCACAGUAGGAGGCUUUUACGUCGCAUACUUGUUACUCUUGAUAUUAAGAGCGUACAGCGAAUUACGCUCUAUGCCUUACUUCGAUCUUCGCUUGCGUUUCUUGACAUUGCUCGCCGGUGUGGUUUCCUCGCUUUGCGGAUGCGUGACAGCGCAACAGUUUGGCGCUGGUAUCUUCGAAGACAGUUUCGCCUCCCGCCUCACUACUUAUUAUAGAUCCUCCGCUCAGUUUAUGGCCCUGUACGGUCUUCUGAAUUUUUACUUGUACACAAUGGCUUACGUGUACGCUCCCGCUUACCAGCAAGUGUACGGUCAACAUUCCUCUAUAACGAAAGAUAACCCAGCAUUCUCUAUGAUCAAUGAUUCCGAUGAGGAUGUUAUUUAUGGUUCGGACGAAGAGGUCGCGUACGGGUCGGACGAGGAUAGUCGACGACCUUUGAAUCGACCGUCCCGAACAUCAACGAAUAAUAAUAAUUAAAAAUGAACCGAGUCGAGAAUUUCACGGGGCAAACCGUAGAUGAACACUUUGUUUUAUAAAAAUCAGAUACACGAUCGAAAAGUUCAUUCAUGGGUAAAUUGUACAAAAUUUUCUUCGCUGUUUCGUUGGUGUGUGCGUAUGUGUGUGUGUGUGUAUCUACGUACAGAUACAUAAAUACAUGUGUAUUUACUUACAAAUACGAAAUGGAGAUUUCGUACGUAACACGUACUUACUUACAUAGGUAUUUAUCUACUUGCAUACUCGCAUAAAAAAAGAUGUUUCUAUUCGAUUCGUGAAAACAAAACUGUAAGAACACUCGUAUUUUAACUUGUUCAUUUUGUUCAAAGUGCGCGUUUGAAAAUGAUUGUUCAUUCUAUGGUUAUUCAUUGUAUUUUAUUUACUUGCUUACUUAUUUACUUGCUUAAUUACUUAUUUACUUACUUACUUACAUGCGUAAGUACAUCGCGCGGCCAUUAAUCGAGUAAAAUUGAUAAUUGUUUCGAUAGAUUUGUAAUGGUAUGACAAGUAACGAGAAUUUUAAUCGAAAAUAAGUAUUUAUAUGAAAUCACAGGAAGAUUAUACAUUCGAAUUUGUAGCCUUUUAGAUGUAUAAUGGAAAAAACUUUUGCAUAUGUCGUCGAUCAUGCGUGUUGAUACAGAUCGGAUGAUGUAUCGAAUGCUUUUCUAUGACAUCGUGUACAGGGCAGAUAACUUUUCUGUACAUACUAUGAAAAUACAGUGUAAACAUGUCAAAAAACGAAAUAUCAAGUUCCUUUUUUCUUUUUCUUUUUCUUUUCCUUUCAGAGUAAAAUUUACUUUUGUUUUAUUAAGCUAUGCGAAAUGAAUAUGUAUUUCUAAAAUUUAUACCUGUUUAUAGCUGUUCUUUUUAAUAUUUUGCUUUCUCUUGUACCGACACAGACUCUAUUCGCGCGAUUUCGAACUGAUGUUCCACGUAAAUAGAGGAUCAGGUGUACUUGUUAAUGUUAAUCGAUAGAGAUUACCUUUAUCGAUAUCACACUA